GGUUGAGGUAAUAAUGGAGGUGGAUAAGAGCGGUUUUGAUUGGGGGGGGAUGGUUGAUGACUGUGUGACGGCAGGGGUUGUCGUCUUGGGCGAGGGGGGAGGUGGAGCGACCAUGGUGGAGGUAGUGGUGGAUGAGGGUGGGGGUGUACAGGUGGACGGUGUUGGUGUGGAGGUUGAAGCGGAGGCUUGUCCGGAGGAGGCGGUGGGGUGGGGUGUGGAGGAGGGGGGUGUGGUUGUGGUGACGACCGUGAAGGCGGGGGAGUUUCCCUCGAGCGUGGUGACGAUCGGAGAUGGCGGCCAUGGUGGUGUUGAUGGUGGCGAGGGAGGAUUUGAGGGCAGUCAACAUUUGGAGGAUAGUUGCGAGUUCCRGGGUGGUGGUGGUCGAAGUUGGCUGAUCGCCUGCGAGUUCGCAGACAAUGCUGUUGACAAAGUCGAAACGAAGAUCGGACAUGUUGAUGAAAGAUUGGGCCAUGGUGGGGGAAAAGGGGGUGGUUAACGUGGUCGAAGCGGAAGUGGAGGCGGUAGCGGCGGAUGUGAUAGCGGCAGUGGUGGCGGCGGCGGCGACGACGCGCUGGGAGGUCUUGGUUUGGCGUGGUGGCAUGUGGAGAUGCGGGGAACAUUUCCUAUUUACAAGAAUAGAGCGUCGUCAAGUGAUUUAGAAAUGAAGGUAGUAGAGAAUCGCAAAGCAAGAAUUAAUUUUGAAUAAAUUUAAAUUUAUUCG
Messenger RNA from Chara braunii, 721 nucleotides. Lineage: Eukaryota; Viridiplantae; Streptophyta; Charophyceae; Charales; Characeae. The record is from the annotation of a GenBank genome assembly.